Camarhynchus parvulus is the source of this 3599-nucleotide messenger RNA. RefSeq names its product SAS-6 centriolar assembly protein (gene SASS6). Gene Ontology annotation, biological process: centriole replication. Lineage: Eukaryota; Metazoa; Chordata; Aves; Passeriformes; Thraupidae. The transcript is spliced from 17 exons. Gene Ontology annotation, cellular component: centrosome; centriole. The record is from RefSeq and is a predicted model, not a curated record. The coding region runs from base 28 to 1953 and encodes 641 amino acids.
CGGCCCCUCCCCGCGGGCGGGAGCAAGAUGGCGGCGGAGCGGAUCUUCGACCGGGCAGUGUCGGUGCGAGUGCGGGGCUGCGGCUGCGAGGAGCGGAGGUUAAAAGUUCGAGUGAAUAUUGAACUACUGUCAAUUUCUAAUCCUGUUCAUAAAAAGGACUUAGCUGUUCGAUUGACUGAUGAUACUGAUCCUUUUUUCCUUUAUAACCUUGUCAUAUCAGAGGAAGAUUUUCAAAGUUUGAAAUCCCAGCAAGGUCUCUUGGUGGACUUCUCUGCUUUCCCACAAAAAUUUGUAGAUCUGCUUCAGCAAUGCAUUCAGGAGCAGAACAAAGAUAUCCCAAGGUUUUUGCUGCAGUUAGUUUCUUCAGCACCUGCACUAGAUCACACACCUGUCUCUUUAAAUGUAGUGGAGACCAACCCUUUCAAGCACCUUACCCAUCUCUCUCUAAAAUUCCUGCCAGGAACUGAUGCAGAAAUAAAGAAGUUUUUAGCCAACUGUUUGAAAUGCCUUAAGGAGGAUAAAAUGAUGUUGGAAGAAAAGCUUAAGAGAACUGAAGAGGAUCUUACCAGGCAACUGAGCUACACUCAACAGAGCUUGUCAGAGAAGAGCCGGGAACUUGACAAACUGAAAAAUGAAUGGACAUCCUACACUACAGCUCUGAGCAACAAACACUCCCAGGAGCUGACAAGUGAGAAGGAAAGAGCUCUCCAGGCACAAACUCAGUACCAGCAACAGCAUGAGCAACAGAAAAAGGAAUUGGAAAAUUUGCAUCAGAAGAGUAUUCAGCAGUUGCAGAACAGGCUCUCAGAACUCGAGGUCAUCAAUAAAGAUCUAACAGAGAGGAGAUACAAAGGAGACUCCACAGUCAGAGAACUGAAAGCAAAGCUUUCUGGAUUAGAAGAUGAAUGUCAAAGAGCAAAGCAGGAGGUGCUGUCCCUGCGCCGGGAGAACACAACUCUGGAUGCUGAAUGCCAUGAAAAAGAGAAACUCAUUAAUCAGCUGCAGACACGAGUUGCUGUCUUGGAACAAGAGAUCAGAGACAAAGAUCAGCUCGUCACCAGAACAAAAGAAGUCUUAGAUGCGACACAGGAACAAAAGGUGAUACUGGAAGAGAGUACAGAGGAAAAACAAAGGCAUAUUGAAAAACUAGAAACAACAAUUAAGUCACUGUCAGCUGAGCUCCUUAAGGCUAAUGAAAUUAUCAAGAAAUUACAAGGAGAUUUGAAAACUCUAAUGAGUAAAUUAAAAUUGAAAAAUACAGUAACAAUUCAGCAAGAAAAACUAUUGGCAGAAAAAGAAGAGAAACUUCAAAAAGAGCAGAGGGAAUCGCAGGAGAUGGAACAAUCCCUUCGCAUGAAAGAGCAGGAGGUUUGCAAGCUACAAGAGCAGCUAGAAAGUACUAUACAAAAACUCGAAGAAAGUAAGCAGUUACUGAAAACCAAUGAAAAUGUUAUCACAUGGCUGAACAGACAGCUGAGUGAAGUUCAGAUGGCAAAGAAACUGGACAGCCCUGGCAGUGCCCCUGCUGGUGGGAGGGCUGCUGUUUCACCUCUCAGCAUGCCUGACCGACCAUCCUUUCAUAGCUCAGGACUCAGUCAUCCCAUUUCGCCUCUCUAUGCCUUCCAGAACUUUCUGGAACCGAUACACAGCAAAAGUGGAAAUUCCCAAUGUCCAGUAUCAAAGGUUCAGUUGAACUCACAGCUUUUGAAACCCAGUCGGUGUUCAGAUGCUCACACAGUGCCUGCAGCUGGCCAUGCAGCAAACAAGGAGAAUGGUGAUCAGCUGGGGCUGGAAUCAAAGUAUUUCAAGAGAAAAGAUGACAGCAUUCCUUUACGAGGGCUUAGUCAAAACACACUAAACUCAGAGUACCUGAGGCCAUACUUGCCAGCCAAAGCACAGCCAUCGCCCAAAGCUGCUGGGACACCUGCCUCGGCCUAUUUUCCUGGAUCAUAGACAGGGUUCUUACAGUAAGAGUCCUCUUUUAACCAUUGAGGGAUUUUAAAGUGUCCUGCAAUAGUGUGUUAGUGAAGUAUCAGUGUGAACUGACAUAAUGUUAUGAGCCAGUUUUCUUUGAGGAAGGGAUCUUGACUGACUUGGAUGAUGCUUCAGGGUGCUUGAGCCUAAGGAGAAGAAAAGCCUUAAGGAGCCUUACUGGGAACAACACUGAACCAGGGCUGUGCAGAAUUUUCUUCGUAUAUUGUUGACCCUGUAAACCCUCCUAAAACCUCACCAAAGUGCUCUUUUAUAAAAAACAGGUGAAAUGUACAUUCCCUGAGUGAGAACAAUUACCUGAAUUUCUAUUUCUUGACUCCUUUUAGAGAAUGGAGCACAGAAUGCUGUCCAUUUUGGUAAUGGUCAAGCUCAUAUGGGGGCACAACUGCCUCACUAACCCUCCCAUACAGUUUAGUUUUAAAAACUUGCCUAAUUUUGGAACCAGCUUAUUUGAAUCGCAUACAGACUUACAAAUAAUCUCAUACUAAAAAUGCUAAAUUAUUUCACUGAAGGUUGAAAAUUAAAACUUAAAAUUCUCAGUCUUGGUUCCCCUAACUAACUUUUCUGUUAAUCUCUCAGUAUUAUAUUCCACAGGCCACCGUGGAUAAAACAUUAAAAGGUGAAGUAGCUGAAUAGUUAACUGUUGACAAGUAUCAACACCUUAAAGUUACUUAAUUUUUAUAAAUCAUACUUUACAACUUGUAAGACUAUACAGAAAUAUUAGAUACUCUUACAUCUCUGUAGCUUGUUCUACUGUCUUGGUUCAAAUGCUAGGAUAGCCCUUGGGACUUGGAGUCCCCUGCAGAACAAGCAGCAUGGACUUAUGCCAGGCAAAGUACCCUUACAAUGAUCAUUCCUUACUUUUGGUAAAGAUACUUUAUUCCUUUUCACCUUAGUUACUCAGGUGCACCCAGAGGAUUGUACAUUUCAGUGGUUUGUUUUGCUGUGUGAAAUGUGUACAUUUGUUUAUAGAUUAGCACCAUGUUAUGUAUAGUGUCUGGUUUUGUCAUGUGUACAUUUUAAUGGAAAUAUUAAAUGGUUUUUAUCAAAACCUCUGAUUAGUAACUCUUUCAGGAGUAGUACAAACCAGCAUCUCCAUGGUACUGGAAUUCCCAGCUGAGGUAAGCACCAGAACAGCUCUAUUUUAUUUACCUUUUGCUGCAGUUUUCUGUGUGUUCAUUGCAGCCCUGCAGAGCUCCUCUCUCCUGCAGUCCUGAGGUGCCUGAGCCUGUGUCCAUCCCACCGUGCCAAGGAGCUGCUGGCACAGGAGUGUGGCAGCCCCUCCCAGGCCACUGCAAUCCAAAGGGAGCCCUGGCCAGGCUGGCUCUGUGUCACUGACUGGUUCCUUGGAGCUGUGGUGGUCCUGUUCCACUGGGUCCCCAGGAAACAAGGAGCAGCUGCAGGCAGCCUGUGCUGUUAUUCAGCAGGGACCCUUCCACUGUACUCAGGGCUGCUUUAGCUAAUACAUAAAGCUCCAGGCUGGAUCACUACUCCACAUGACUUUUUCCACCUGCUGAAGUAUAACACACAUGCAACUACUGAACUUCACUUAAGGUUUGAAGAGACAUUCACAAUUAUUUAAAAAUUCAUUAAAAUAUUCAACUUUA